Molecule: messenger RNA, 1181 nt
Organism: Juglans regia (Persian walnut)
Lineage: Eukaryota; Viridiplantae; Streptophyta; Magnoliopsida; Fagales; Juglandaceae
Product: disease resistance response protein 206-like
Exons: 7
Coding region: 120-692 (190 amino acids)
Source: RefSeq, a predicted model, not a curated record
AUAGUAACGUCUACUUAAUCCUAUAUAUAUAUAAUGUUAGUCCCUCAGUCCCCUCGAAGCAUGAUCUACUUUCUUGCAUGUUCUUUCUAACCCAUUAUCCAUUGAACUAGCUAACGGUAAUGGAGUCUAAAAAUAUUCCAUUUUUAGCUCUCUUCCUCCUGAUCUUUCUAUUCGUUGUAUCCAGUACUACCGCUGCACCCGCCGGGAAAAUCAAGGCUCGACUGCCUUGUAAAAGGUUGGUUUUCUAUUUCCAUGACAUUCUUUUCAAUGGCAGAAACUCGAAGAAUGCAACUUCAGCGAUUGUAGGAGCACCAGCUUGGGCCAACAGGACUAUAAUGGCAGGACAGAACCAUUUUGGUGACUUGGUUGUGUUCGACGACCCCAUUACUUUGGACAACAAUCUGCACUCAACCCCAGUUGGUCGUGCCCAAGGGUUUUAUCUUUACGACCAAAAGGAUAUUUUCACAUCAUGGCUUGGGUUCUCAUUUGUUUUCAACUCUACACAGCAUAAGGGGAGCAUAAACUUUGCCGGAGCAGAUCCGAUAAUGAACAAGACUAGGGAUAUUUCAGUGGUUGGUGGCACUGGUGAUUUUUUCAUGUCUAGAGGGAUAGCCACUUUGAUGACUGAUGCCUUUGAGGGUGAAGUUUAUUUCCGGCUUCGUGUUGAUAUUAAGUUGUACGAGUGUUGGUGACAACAUGAUUUGAUUGCGAGCCAUGAUGCAUGCAUGUGGCCGGAUUUAAGGUGUCUUGACUCUUGACUACAUGACCUGCAAACUGAAUAUAGAAUCAACGCUUGUGAUGGACUGUUGCUGUGCUUCAUACAAAUCACUUGCAAAGAAGGGAAUGUUUGGUGAGACUGAUUUGCCUGUUGAUGAGAUUGCUGCAGUUUUCCUCUUGGUGUAUUUUGGGGUUUCAACCCUGUUUGAUGUCACCUUAAGUGGCAGUCCAGAAGCAGAAGAUGAACAGGAGGUAAAUAAUAGUUUGGUUUUUCUUGUCUUAUGCUGCAGCAUCUUCCCCUCUUGGAGUCAAUGGGGGAGCACUAGCUAGUCAUGGCGUUGCCACUUUGCUUGCAGUUUUGGGUGGUUCUAUUCUCGGAAUAUUUUUGUCAGAUAAGGGUCAUUGCAUACAUUGGAGGUGUUCUUAGUAACAUUGAUUGAGGUAGUAAGCUAGAAUUUAGGAAA